Boeremia exigua is the source of this 1395-nucleotide messenger RNA. Its product is annotated as cytochrome P450 monooxygenase-like protein. Bases 1 to 1395 code for a protein of 464 amino acids. Lineage: Eukaryota; Fungi; Ascomycota; Dothideomycetes; Pleosporales; Didymellaceae. The record is from RefSeq and is a predicted model, not a curated record. Gene Ontology annotation, molecular function: monooxygenase activity; heme binding; oxidoreductase activity, acting on paired donors, with incorporation or reduction of molecular oxygen. The transcript has 2 exons.
AUGGUAUACCGCGCACACAUACACCCCUUAAGAUCGAUCCCCGGACCUUGGAUUAGCUCAGUGACCUCUCUCUGGAUCCGGUGGCAGCGGUGGAACGGUAGACUGUCAUUUGAAGCCGAUCGGCUCAUGGCAAAAUACGGUCCUAUCGUUCGGAUCAGUCCCAAUCUGGUGAUCUUGAACGAUGCGGAGGCUGUGGAGAAGAUUUUCAUCAGAAAAGACCUCGACACCUCGCCAAAAUCCAUCCGUGCUCUACGCGUUGGUGGCCAUGACUGGACAGUCACAUACCCACAGCACCCCAUCGCUCGGUCACGACGACACCCGGUUAUGAUCGCCACGACGACCAAGAACCUCAAGCUCCGCCACCAGGUCUUUGUGGAUAACAUAGAAGCCAUGGUCCGAGACAUGGCCAAGUCCGAUGGAAAGAAGUCAGAAGACAUCGUUCACCACCUGCGCAUCUGCACUCUGAAGAACUCCCAGGUCAUCAUGGGCGGCUCAGCGGUCGAUAUCGACACCACUGACUUCCCCAAGGUCGUCGGCGAAUACAAUUUCCUCGUCGUAUGGCGCCUAUGCCUUCCUGAGUGGCUAUUCGAAUGGCUCCAACACGGCCCCUUCGCACACGCCCGGUUUCGCGUACGCUCAAGCGACAAGCUCUUCGAUCUAGGCGAGGAACUGUGUCGCCAAGCUGCGCAAAACGAGACGAGCUUCGAUGAAGACCCGAGCAUCUACAAACUCUUCACAGACCGCGAGGCAAAAUAUCCAACGCAAUCAUGGACUGACGCAGAACUCGGAGCGGAAAUGGCUGGACAAGUUCUUGCAGCGACAGAAACAACAUCAUCGGCGCUCGCAUUCAUCUACUACGAGCUGGCACGCAACCAGAGUCUGCAGCAAGAUCUGUACGAGGAGGUGUCUGCCCACGAGGGAUACGAGGAACUCGACUCACUGAAGCUGCUCGACGCCUGUAUCAAAGAAGGCCUUCGCUUCCGUCCACCCGUUGCCCUGACCGGGAGCCGUCUGGUGCCUGAAGGUGGCCUGAAUGUUCUCGGCCACUACCUCCCCGCCGGCACAGUGGUAACAACGCAGUCCCUCUCAAUGAGCCGCCAGCGCCCAGACCUAUUUCCAGAUUUCGACAGCUACAACCCGCGGCGAUGGUUGGAGGAAGAAUUCAGCGCCGAGAAGCGGCGUCUGUUGGUGCCGUUUGGGAUCGGGGCGAGGCGUUGUCCGGGAGGAAACAUGGCGACGUACCAGAUGCGGUUGAUUCUGGCAGCGACAUUCCGCGCAUUUAGGACCACGUUGGCGCCGGAGACGACGCCGGAGAAGAUGGCGCCGUUUGAGGCGAAUGGGUAUCGGUCACAGCAUGAUAGGUGUGAUCUGAUUUUCACGCCGAGGUCUGCGUGA